Molecule: messenger RNA, 4092 nt
Organism: Solanum lycopersicum (tomato)
Lineage: Eukaryota; Viridiplantae; Streptophyta; Magnoliopsida; Solanales; Solanaceae
Product: protein SPA1-RELATED 2
Biological process (GO): photomorphogenesis; protein phosphorylation
Molecular function (GO): ATP binding; protein kinase activity; protein binding
Source: RefSeq, a predicted model, not a curated record
AGUCCGAUAAGACUUUCCCUUCUUUCUCCUCUCUUUCUCUUUCACACAAAAACCUCUUUUAAUCCUUUUUUCCAUGGCUCACAAAAUUCACCAUUUCUCUUCCAUAUCGACUUUUCCCUCCCUCUGCUCCCUCAUCUUCCCGUCGAUUCUCCGUUUCUCAGGCGAAUAUUGGUGGUCUAUUUGGUGGACUAGAUGAAGGUUUCUUGGUGGAAGCUAUCUGGUGAUAUGCACAUAUAAUCUCAUGAUCAACAAUUUGACCAAAAAAUUGAUCUGUGCUAUUGAAACAUUUUAUUAAACUAGAACAUAUUGACAUUAUGGAUGAAGCUGUUGACGAAGCUAUUGGCGAUGAGGUAAACGGACUGGAUGCCAUUGAUGGUAGACAACUUCGAAUUAAGGAGAUUGAGUAUGCUUUGAGGUCUGGGAACUCCAUUAUGCUGCAAUCGCAUGAAGUAGUCACACUUGGUGAGGGUGAUCAUUACCAAACUACUCCCAAUUUUUAUACACAUAUUCUCGACAGAAAGAAUCUGGACAGGAUAGGAUCUUCAGAACAUGCAAGUUCUAGUCCCCGCUGUAUGAAUGAUGCUGGGCUCAUGGUUGAAGAAUUGACUCUGAGAAACUACAAUGGGAAAAACUUGGCUGUAGUUGGUACCUUGGGCAAUAAAGAAACAAUGCAUAUUAGACCAAACCAGUGGUUUUAUCAGCUAGCAGGGGGAUCUGCAUGCGCAAGCUCACAUGGGGAAGCUGCCUAUAGAGACAGGUGUAGGGCAUCAUCGGGUAUCUGGGAGGAAGAAGAUGGAGACACAUUAUUUACCGGACUUCUGAAUCAGAACCAGAACACAUCAAAUGAAAACCAUAAUCUAGGCGGAGAAAAUUUGCAGAGUAAUGGUGAUAAAGCUAUUUUGAACAAUGUAUUAUCCUCUCCUGAGGGUAUCCGUACUAAGAUUAUCUCCAAGUCGGGGUUUUCCCAGUAUUUUGUGAAAAGCACAUUGAAAGGCAAAGGAAUCAUCUGCAAAACACAGUUACCCCGAGUAUCUGCUAGUGAGUCUCGAGGACAGAUUCAUUCGCAGUGUACUAAUGCUUCUUCCACUGUUGCAAGCAUGGAUGCAUUUGUUAAUCCCAACGUCUAUCAUGAUGGGAUCAGUUUAAGAGAACGGCUGAAAGCUGGGGGGAAUAAGUUAAACAAAGAUGAAGGCUUGUACAUCUUCAAACAAGUUCUGGGUUUGGUGGAUUUUGCUCACUCUCAAGGAAUUAGUGUACAAGACUUGCGUCCAUCUUGCUUUAAAUUAUUGCACUCAAACCAAGUUGUAUAUAGUGGAGCAUCUGUACGCUCUCAGUUGAAUGAAUAUGUGGUUGAUCGAGGUGUUUCCCUGUCAGAGAAUAACCAGAAAGAGAGAAGUUCAGCUGGGAAAAAUAUUUCAUCCCUGGUUGAUCCUUGUGUAAAGAAGCAAAAACUUAGUGAAAACAUGCACCAGAAGAUGAAGUGGCCUCAAUAUCCCUUCAUGUCAGGCCAUAAAUCCGCUUCCAGAAACACAAAAUUAAAUGCUGCACCAGGCUAUGAAGAUGAGUCAAAUGAAGAGGAUUGCCUCAAGAAAGAACCUAACAACCCGAGCAAAUUUAGAUUGCCUCAGCUAUCCAUUAUGUCAAAACCAUCGCUGACUUCCAUGAGCUUUAAGUUGGAGGAGAAGUGGUACACCAGUCCUGAGCAGUUUACUGAGGGUGGCUGCACAUUUUCAUCAAAUAUCUACUGCCUGGGGGUUCUUCUCUUUGAGUUGCUUGCCUCAUUUGACUGUGAAAGCUCUCAUGCUGCUGCAAUGCUGGAUCUUCGCCAUAGGAUUCUUCCCUCUUGUUUCCUAUCAGAGCAUCCCAAAGAAGCUGGAUUUUGUCUUUGGUUGCUCCAUCCAGAACCUUCAGCACGUCCAACAACAAGGGAAAUCUUACAAUCUGGAGUUAUUGCUGAGAUUAAAGAAUUACCUGGAGAUGUCUCACUGUCAUCGAUUCACGAAGAGGAAUCUGAGUCAGAGUUAUUAUUAUACUUCCUCAUGUCACUGAAAGAUCAAAAGCAGAAGGAUGCCACAAAGUUAGUGGAAGAACUCAAAUGUAUAGAAGCAGAUGUCCAAGAGGUUCAGAGGCGUCGAAGCAGCAAAGCCCUUUUUCCGUCAUCACACCCAGAGUCUCUUGUUCAGCGGCAGACCAGGUUUAUUCAGAAAGGAGCAUCAAGUUCAGAUGAGUAUCCAAAGCUUCCACCUGUAUGUGAAAAUGAAACUAGAUUGAUCAAGAAUAUCAAGCAGCUUGAGAGUGCUUACUCCUCCAUGAGAUCCAAUAUUCAGCCGUCUGAUAAUGUUGCCAUGGUCCGUAGAACUGAAGAACUUUUUAACAAUCAGGAGAACUUUGUCUCGCCAGAAAAUGAUAAAGAGAAGUAUAGACCCACAGAUCGUCUUGGAGGUUUCUUUGAUGGCUUAUGCAAGUAUGGUCGGUAUAGCAAGUUCAGAGCAAGGGGAAUACUAAGAAAUGCAGAUCUGAAUAAUUUUGCAAAUGUCAUUUGUUCUCUGAGCUUUGACAGGGACGAGGAAUAUUUAGCUGCUGGUGGGGUGUCGAAGAAAAUUAAAGUAUUUGAGUAUCAUGCCCUCUUUAAUGAUUCUGUUGACAUUCAUUACCCAAUUAUUGAAAUGUCAAACAAAUCUAAGCUCAGCUGCAUUUGCUGGAACAACUAUAUCAGGAACUAUCUGGCUACCACUGACUAUGAUGGAGCGGUUAAGUUAUGGGAUGUGUCUACUGGUCAAGCUUUUUUGCAUUUGACUGAGCAUAAUGAAAGGGCAUGGUCUGUAGAUUUUUCUCGUGUGGAUCCCACAAAGUUAGCCAGUGGAAGUGACGAUCAUUUGGUGAAACUUUGGAGCAUCAAUGAGAAGAACAGCGUGUGCACGAUCAGAAACAAAGCAAAUGUUUGCAGUGUUCAGUUUUCACCUGACUCCAGUCAUUUUCUGGCUUAUAGCUCUGCCGAUUACAAGACUUAUUGCUACGAUCUUCGUAAUACCUCAGCUCCUUGGUGUAUAUUGGCUGGCCACGAGAAAUCUGUUAGUUAUGCAAAAUUUUUGGAUGCUGAAACGCUCAUUUCUGCAUCCACUGACAACAGUUUGAAGAUAUGGGAUCUCAAUAAAACCAAUCCAAGUGGCUAUUCGACCGAUGCUUGUGUCUUAACCCUUAAAGGGCACACCAAUGAGAAGAAUUUUGUGGGAUUAUCUGUGAACAAUGGAUACAUAACUUGCGGGUCAGAAACAAAUGAGGUCUUUGCUUAUUACAAAUCUCUGCCUAUGCCUAUUACUUCUCACAAGUUUGGCUCUAUUGAUCCAAUCUCUGGUAAAGAGACUGAUGACGACAAUGGACAAUUUGUUUCAAGUGUUUGCUGGAGACAAAAGUCAAACACUGUUCUGGCUGCCAGUUCCAGUGGCUGCAUAAAACUGCUCGAGUUGGUUUAGACAUAGACCAGCUGAAGAAUCGCAGUCUUCAUUUGCUCCUUUCUCGUCAGGUUUCCUGGGAAGCUUUGUAUGGAUCAUGUUGAAAUGCAGCUGUAUGAUUUCCUUGGUAAUUUCUGGGAUAUCUUCACUAAAAAGUUUUAAGGCUAAACUUUGAGAAGGGACCUGAGUCUGGUACUUGUCUUGACAAUUUUGGGUUGUUUGGUUAAAAACUUUGGAAUCUGAACGGAGGGAGUCUUCUUUUUUAAACUGGAAAGAGAAUGGUUGCUGAAAUUACUCGCUCAAGGGCCACAUAUGCAAUGUUCCUGAAGAUGCAAUGCAAGUACAUUCCUGAAGACAUAAUUGCCUGAAUCUUGAGAUAUCCCGCAAAACAGAUUAAACAGAAUAUUGAUGUCCUCCAUAUUUUGGAAGGCUCACGGUGUAGCUUAGUGAAGUCCGUAUGAAAUUGCAGUCGAGAUAAAUUUUGUUGGCGUGUGGUGUUCAUUUGUACAUCUAGAUAGAUACGGGCAUUGUAAAAUCAUGUCUUGGGAAGCAAUAUAGUUGACGAUGAGUUAUUGUACAUGUCAUAAUUCCCUUACCCUGACAUAGCAAUAUAUAAAAAAGUUGUACAUUGACUUGUCAA